AUGUGGGAAUGUUUGGAAGAAGUAUAUCUUCAAGGAACUAAAGAUAAGGAGUUCCAGCUCAAGCAACAGCUGCAAAGUGUGAAGUUCGGAAUUAAAAUAAUUGACAAUUACAUUAAGGAAUUCAAAGGCACAUGUGAUGGUCUUGCAGCCAUUCAUAAGCCUGUAAAUGAAGAUAGAAAAGUUAUUAAUUUUGCUAGAGGUAUAAGCCCUAAGUACAAGACCUUCAGGACUGUCAUGCUAGGUAAGACACUAUAUCCUACUCUUAAUCAGUUUGAUAAUGCUCUCAGGGGUUUUGAUAUGAGGGAGGAUGAAGAAGCACAUGAUAAUUUUGAUUCAGUGAAAGUACAGACUGUUAGCCCAUACAUUAAUAGUGAUAAUGUUGUUAUACCUCAUGUACUUAUUGAUGAUGAAAGUAUUAUUGACCUCUCAGGCGUAGGACCAGGAUCAGAUGCUAAGGAACAGGUUGAAGUUACAGAGGAACAUGUUGCUCUUACAGGUCCAACCAAUGAUCAUCAUCAAACAACCACUUUAGUUGAUGUACCAGUUGACCAUCAACCUGACAAUGCUACACUCCACUCAACUACCUCGGUUGAUGUACCAGUUGAUGUACUUCUUGCACCAAAAGGGGAUCAUAUCAUCACUAGGCACAAGGUGAAUGAACAACACUUGUCACUUGUUGCUCGCAACAACAUAGAAAUUGUGAGAGAACUAACUGCUAAGAAGGCACGAAAAUCACCUCAUUGGCUUGCAGCAAUGCAGGAAGAAAUUGAUGCUUUACAUACUAACAAAACAUGGAUUUUUGUGCCCAAAUCUCCAUGUAUAAACUUAGUUGUCUCAAAAUGGAUGUUCAAGACAAAAUUAAAAGUUGAUGGGACAAUAGAUAGAUAUAAGGCCAGACUUGUGGCAAGGGGAUUCUCGCACCUUGAAGGGAUAGAUUUUGAAGAAACAUUUAGUCCAGUGGUUAAAGCUACAACUAUUAGGGUGGUUUUAUCCAUUUCUUUCAAUUCAAAAGGGAAGUUAGACAACUAG
Solanum lycopersicum (tomato) is the source of this 1029-nucleotide messenger RNA. The record is from RefSeq and is a predicted model, not a curated record. NCBI's taxonomy places the organism in Eukaryota, Viridiplantae, Streptophyta, Magnoliopsida, Solanales, Solanaceae.